GGGCCCCCUGCUUGGGCCAUCCUUCAUAAACGACUCUCCAGACAGCCUGGGCUCCAUUCUCUUUGCGGAUGACACCACACUGACUGCUGGAGGAGAAUCACUGGAGGAAACAUCGGGAAGGCCAGUUGAACAACUGAACGUCGCCAAGAACUGGUUUACUGCAAACAGGGUGAAGCUAAACGAAGAGAAAACCAACUUUCUGGUCUAUUCCCUCAAGAGGACUGCAUUGAAGGCUGAGCCAGUGAGGCUUCUGGAUUGACAACAAGCUGAGGUGGCUGAGGUCACCUAAAAAUGCCAACUCAGCAUGUCGCUGUUCCGAGCUCGCGAACUGUGGGCUACGCAGGCCGGAGGUGACGUCACAGAAUCGUUCGACUCAGCCUCUCUGCUAUUGGUCGACCUGCGCGGCAAGCAGACUAAUGACAGCAUCGUAUUGGGCAGUCACUCUGGCGUGCUGCGCAUCUACGAUCCCCAGUCGGGGGAUUUGGAGGGCAAUGGAGGCGAUUUCAAAGCAACCGACCUCUUGCUGGAGACCCAACUGGCUGAACCGAUUCUGCAGCUCGCUUAUGGCAAACUUGUGUCUGGUUCACAAAGCCAACAUCUGGGGGUUCUUCAUCCACUCAGCUUGGCAGUUUACAACAUUUCAAUAGUAGCUGGAUCAGCAGAACAUGGUGACCAAUUACAACUAACCCUAGUCUACGAGCACCAACUGCGCAAGUCAGCCUACAGCCUAUUGGUUGGUGCCUUCGGAGGUGUGAGGGGGCGUGACUUCACCUGCAUCCAAUCACUGGACGGCACUCUCACAUUCUACGAACAGGAGACCCUGGCAUUUGAGCGCAGUCUGCCUGCUGGCACCUUCCUACUACCGGGGCCAAUAGUGUAUGUGACGCAAUCCGAUACGUUUGUCACGUGCAAUGCUAACUUGGUUGUGGAGGCUUACAGAUACGGUUCCCUGGGCGACGACACAUCUCGCAAACUAGUGGCCAGCUGGUCGCACAACCUGGGCGAGGAUGUGGUGGACAUGCAGGCGCUGACUUGGCAGGGCGCAGAGGCCGCCAUCUUGGUUCUCGGCGAACGACACGUGUUCUGUCUGCGCGAGGGAGGCGCGAUCCGGUUCGUCAAACGACUGCCGUUCUCGCCGUUGUGCUUUCACGCUUAUAUAGUUGAGCCGGAUGGAAAGUUGAUGAUAAUGUGUGUAUCUGAUACAAAAACGCUCCUAGUCUAUGAACAGACAACACUGUGUUGGUCGGCACAGCUCAGUGUUACUCCUGUUCUCAUAAAACGGAUUAAUUUCCAGUCACUGCGAGGACUAAUCCUGACCCUGACUGAGGAGGGCAGCCUGCAGUGCAGCUACCUGGGCACAGAGCCGUCUCUAUUUGUCGCACCGCCAACCAACAAGAAUCUGAAAUCUUUCGAAGAGGCCGAACAAAAGUACAACCAACUACAGAAUGAGAUUACCACGUUCUCACAAAAUAAUCUCUUCAGAUUGGAGAAAGGAUAUAAGUCGAAAGGACACCAGUUAGCUAUACCUCUAUCGGAUUUGCAGCGAUAUUUUGAUCUUCCACUUACGACUUGCGUGGUGAAGGAGAACUCCAUGGUGCUUAGCUUAAAAGUACCGUUGGUCAGCAUCGGCGGACAGUUUCAAUUGCACAAGUAUGUGAGGACACCUAUGUAUUUCGACGGCCAGAUUUGUCAGCUUCAGCAGCAGGAUUUCGUUUUGGCGCGGAGACAGGAGGACGGUGAGAUUCAGGUCAUCUCGGGAGAUCAUCUCUCUUCUUGUCGGGCACAGGACGAUUUCUUAUGCUAUCUUCCGCGGCUGGUGCAUGGAGGACAUAUGUCAUCAAGAUGUAUGCAUCACUUGUUUGCGGCGACAGAGCUGAAGGACAUCCAACAAUAUUGCAGUUUAAGCUGUCGUCCAGCUAAGCAGGAGUUGGAGAUCGUCGAAUUUUCGCCUUCGGAGUAUAUCGUCGCGAAUAUACAGGCCAACACUACAGUCACUUGCGAGGGAGUUGCUGACUCAGCUAGACUCGACACACGAGGUGUCACUGAGCAUGCGCGUGGUGCCCGCAGCCUGGAUGUGACCCUGCAGCGGUGCACUGUGGUGGCAACACUGCACCCCUCUGCAUCCCUCAACAACGUGCAGCUUACAUUCACUGUGCAACCGCCUCUAGUGGUUUCGCCCAAAACGCAUUUCGUCAGCAAUUUGUGUGACAAAUGCGAACUAAUGAGCACCGUCUCAAUGGACACCAUCAGCCACCAAUCCCCCGCCUUCUCUCUUGAACUCCAAGCGGUGGCCGCCUAUCUCAACAACUCUCUCACUCCCCACAUCGUCCUCUCCUCUCUCCAGCUUCCCCUGCCCCUAGUGCUCCAGCUGACCACCCCCUCCUCCGAGGCCAACCACAAGAUCACCCUGACCACCCCCCACCCCAUUCCGCCCUUCAGUCAGCUGUUCCGGGAGUUUGGGGAUUUGGAGGAAGUGAACUGUUCGGACACCAUCAUUGGGUUCCAGCACGCUGGCCUGUAUGACAGUGUGGUGACCGUAAUUGUGUCAAAAAGUGCCACUAAGUAUCGAGUGCAAGCUGACACAUUGGCCGCUGCCACGCUGUUGGUGGCUCAGUUGAAGGCCAGGUUGGAGUCGCAGCUAGGCAAUGGAAAGGUUGGUACACCUGUGCUGGGUUAUAAUACGUUGGCUCUACCGACACAGGAGUUGGCCACAUCUAUUGAACAGCACGUCACACUGCGAAACAGUAUUAACGAAUUGCAGGCAGAGUUGGGUGCUCAAACAGCUCAGUUCAGGGUGAUCCAAAGACGAUUGCUGGUGAAAAUAAGAGACAAAACUCCCAGCUCACUUGCAGGGCUCGACACACUACUCAAGGAUUCCUACAACAAAAUAUUAGAAGUUUCACAUCAACUGCAACAUGUCGUCCAAGAAUCAGAAGAAAAAGGUUGUGAACUGAGCAGUGUGCUGAGACUUGUGCUACUAUUAAUCAGUAUCAGCGAGGGAGCAGUGAACCAAGAUUUGGCUGAUCUAACGGCUGCUUUGUCCUACACCUUACACGCUUCAGAAACACAGGGCUGGGAAGAAGUGAGUGAAGCAGGUGUUUGCUAUCUUUUGCGAACUUCCCUGGCCAGAUCAAUCCGUGAUCAACAAAGAACCUGUGUCAAUCCACUCAAAGAAUUUGGAAGAUUCAAGAAGCACAUUGUAUGUGCCCUGGAAAGGGUUAUGAACAGCUCUAGUAGGCCUAGCGACGAUGCGAGAGGUGUUUCCCCCAUAAUGGAAGGGGACGAGCCCCCUGGCUCCAGGGCGGGGAGGAGGUUGUCACUGGACGGAGCAGACAGUGAGUCGCACAAGCCUAGGCUGCUUCCUCUCAGGAAACAGAACACUGUCGCAUUGGAAAACACACAGAUUACAGAUGAAGCAGGCUCUGUGGAUUUUGACGUUGAAUCAUCAUAAUAUUGAGAAAUCUUAUUUCGUGUUUUCAAUCGUUUUUUUUCUGAUGAAAUAUCGAUGUUGCUAUUCUUGUUGAAAUUAAGUUGAGAAUCAGUUGAAAACAUAAUAAUCGUAUAGUUUUCUCUUCAAUACAUUCUAUUGAAAACCUACAAGAUUCUAUAUUAGAUUAUCUUACAUUGAUUUUGCAAGUGUUGAACGAGAAUGAACGAUGAAUACCAAAACAAACCAACACUAUUAUAGAACUAAUUAAUUUGUUGCUUAAUGUGGCGAAUCAGUCUGUUUGAAUACCUUUAUGUCGGUAAUUCACUAUCAAUAUAUAUUUCAUACUAAUUAGAACAUUAUUCACAAUGUAAACAUGAUGUAUGGUACUGUAAAGAAUGGGACAACUGAAAAGCAAUUGAAAAAAUUACGGUUUUAUACUAUAAAGUUCUGUGAAUAAUCACGAAAUUAAAGUUUCAUGUUAAAUAUGGAUUACAGUAUCACCAUAGUACAGUGUUACUAUUAAUACUAUGAAUAUAUUCAACUAUUGAACAAUGUACUAUAGAAUACCUAAUCUAGAAAUUUGGAUAUGACCACUGACUUCGAAAGCCUUGUACCGUUGAAGCUAAAUUUAAAAGAAUUAAAAAGAGGAAAUAACCUAAUCCAUUAAUGGUAUUUUUUAUGUACUUCUAGGAGAAAGCUGUGAUUGAAGCCACAUAAUUUAAUCAAUACUAGCACAUAUUCGGUAUUUGAAUGACAAUACAAAAUUUAUAACUCAUUUCUAAUAACGAUAACACUAACUUAAUUAAAUUGUAUUUUCAAAUAAGUAGUUUUUCAAUUUUUAAACGUUUGCAUUCCAAUAAUUUCUAGAGUGUUUAAGAAGUGCCUUGAUCUUAAUAUGUGUAACAUUUCAUUGUGAGUUGUUUCAGUUUUUCACCAAAUUUAUCACUUGAUCAAUUUAGUAGACAGCACAGUGUAACUUACUUUGUGGGUAGUUGAAAUAAAUUAUUUGUGUUAGAUUUUUUAAUGUUGAAUUAUAAUAUAUUGU
This is a messenger RNA of Nilaparvata lugens (brown planthopper), 4475 nucleotides long. RefSeq names its product protein PTHB1 (gene BBS9). The transcript has 16 exons. Gene Ontology annotation, cellular component: BBSome; membrane. Gene Ontology annotation, biological process: cilium assembly. Bases 305 to 3451 code for a protein of 1048 amino acids. The record is from RefSeq and is a predicted model, not a curated record. Lineage: Eukaryota; Metazoa; Arthropoda; Insecta; Hemiptera; Delphacidae.